AUGGCCGCUGUGGCACGUGUGGUGAAGCCACGCGCUUUGGGGUCUGUGGUCCUCUUCGGCGCUUUGUUCUCCGUGCCGCCUCCGACGGCGGGUCCUGGCUGGACGCAGAGUCCGAGAGCCUCGGCCUUCGUCUCGGAGCCGCUUUCGCCUCUCCGGCUCAGGGAGAUCCAGACCCGGCGGAUCCUGUCUUCGCCACGCUCUGCCAGCGCUGGCCCAGGCACGAGCAGUGCCAGCAGUGCCCGGGCCCAGGGCGUGCAGGAGCGGCAAGAGUCCGCUCGUCGUCUGCUAGAAGACAUCGUUGGCGUGGUGAGCUCGGCAGGCAUCGAGGCGGGCGCCGUGCGUGGCCUCCAAGCCUUGCGGGCCACGCUUUUGACCGCCGUGGAGGCCGCCCAGAGCGAGGAGCUCCGGGAGGCGUUGCAGGCGUUGCAAGGCCUCUCCCGUGGGGAGCCCGUGGAAGAUGCCCCCUUGGCACGGCUCCUGCGACGCCUCUUCCAGAGGCUGGGGAGCACCUACGUGAAGCUCGGGCAGUUCAUUGCGUCCUCUCCUACACUCUUUCCGGCGGCUUACGUCCGGGAGUUCCAGCGAUGCCUGGACCGCACGGAGCCCACGAGCUUCGCAGAAAUCAGGCGAAGUCUGGAGGCGGACCUGGGGCGGCCGCUGAGUGCCGUGUUCAGCUCCUUCGAGGAGGAGCCGCUGGCCUCCGCGUCCGUGGCUCAAGUGCAUGUUGCGGUGCUGGUGACUGGGGAGCGCGUGGCCGUGAAGGUCCAGAAGCCCGGCGUGGAGCAAGUUUUGCAGGCCGACCUUGGCUUCCUCUUCCUCGCGGCCCGCACAUUGGAGUUUCUGAGCCCAGACCUCGCCAGAACCUCCGUGGUCGACAUCCUUUCAGAAAUCCGCAGCUCCAUGUUGGAUGAGUUGGACUUCACGAAGGAGAUGGAGAACCUCGAGACGUUUCGGAGUUUCCUGCAGCAGAAGGGCCUCGAGCCCAUCGCCGCAGCACCGAGGACCUUUCCGGAGGCAUCGGGGAAGAAGGUCCUGACCAUGGAGCUCUUCCAAGGCGUUCCCCUCACGGACCUCCAAGGCAUUCGGCAGUACAGCAGCAACCCAGAAGAGACAUUGAUCAACGCCUUGAAUGUUUGGUCACUCUCUGUGAGGGCCUGCGAGAUUUUCCAUGCCGAUGUCCAUGCAGGAAACCUCCUCGUGCUGGAGGACGGCCGCGUGGGCUUCAUCGACUUCGGCAUCGUCGGCAGAAUCCCGCCGAGGAUCUGGGAUGCCGUGGAGGGCUUGGCUUUCUCCUUCGCCGGCAACGACGCCAAAGGGAUGGCCAAGAACCUCAUUGCAAUGGGAGCCACGGACAGCUUCGUCAACGAGUCGGCGCUGGCCUCCGAUGUGCAGAAAGUCCUCUCAAGGAUCGCUGGCUUGCAGCCUGAGGUGGUUUUAAGGGGCAAAGGCGACGGCCGUGUGGUGGCCGAGGUGGGCUUGGACAACGACCAGGUCACGGAGCUGCUGCUCGAGGUGAUUCGUGCGGCGGACAACAACGGCCUGAAGCUGCCGAGGGAGUUUGCCCUUCUCGUGAAGCAGGCCUUGUACUUCGACCGCUAUACAAAGCUCCUGGCGCCGGACCUGGAUCCGCUGCGAGACUCCCGGGUAGCGCUGGGCAAAGGUGCAGAGGCACGGGUGAUUGACGUCUGA
Symbiodinium sp. CCMP2592 is the source of this 1689-nucleotide messenger RNA. NCBI's taxonomy places the organism in Eukaryota, Dinophyceae, Suessiales, Symbiodiniaceae. The record is from the annotation of a GenBank genome assembly.